Notolabrus celidotus (New Zealand spotty) is the source of this 4747-nucleotide messenger RNA. RefSeq names its product sortilin related VPS10 domain containing receptor 3 (gene sorcs3a). The coding region runs from base 246 to 3959 and encodes 1237 amino acids. The record is from RefSeq and is a predicted model, not a curated record. Gene Ontology annotation, molecular function: protein binding. Gene Ontology annotation, cellular component: membrane. The transcript is spliced from 27 exons. Lineage: Eukaryota; Metazoa; Chordata; Actinopteri; Labriformes; Labridae.
CUAACUGUCUCUUCCGGGCGCACACUCGGCAGCUGGCUGCUAUACAGCUCCUCCCUCCUGUGUGGUGGCUUUCCCGACCAAAGAUCCUUGGACGUGAACAGUUUUGCUGAGGAGCACUUUUCUUCCCCCCAAACAAGCAGACGGACAAAAGAGGCGUCAGUUAUUCCAUAUCGACCUGAAAGAAGGGAGUUGAGGUGUCGGAUAAGGUCUCCUACGGUCCCUCACCCCCCAAAUCUCUGUCAGCGAUGGAGACUUGGGCUGGCUCCUGCCCAGGCUUGCACUUAUCUCUGGGUAUCUGGCUGAUGAUAGCCGCUCAUACCAUACAAAAUGCCAAGGCGGAGAUAACGUGCGCAUCUUGCCCGUCGCCACUUCAACUAAACCUGGAGGAAUUACAACUGGGGAUGCGCACUGACCCGACAGAUGAGCCAGGAACGCUUAGAAACAUCAGAGUAGAGUUUGGGGAAGUCGGGCUUACCGACCAAAAUGCUGGAGUUGAAAACGACGAUGAGACAGGCGUUUCUGCCGAGGAUGUCCCCCGGUCCCCCCAAUAUGUCAGUUUGGAUAGAGUAGGUGCAAAGGAGGACGCGCUGGGCUCCAUGGAAGAAAGUAACAGAGGCAGUAGUAAGGAAGGAGAGCCCGGUAAGGGUGAGGAUGUUGCGCUCCGGAGAGUGAAGAGAAGCGGUCCUGAGUUUUCUGAGUUAAGCGCGAACGGGUGGACCGGCGUUGAUGCGGGCGCACCGGAGGAUCGAGGCACGCUGUUGGACGGACUCAGCAAAGGCAGGUCCGAGUUUAGAUGGAACAGGGACGAAAGGAGAGGGAAUAACAAGCAGGAUGAGCCAAAGCUCACCAGCAGCACUUUCGCUCUGACAGGGGACUCUGCCCAUAACCAUGCGGUGGUCUACUGGUCAGGGCAGAACAGCAGCGUGAUCCUGAUUCUAACCAAGCUGUACGACUUCCAUAUUGGCAGCGUCACUGAAAGCACUCUUUGGAGAUCGACUGACUAUGGCUCCACAUAUGAGAGGAUGAAUGACAAAGUUGGAUCCAAGACUGUCCUGAGUUACCUGUAUGUCUGCCCAACUAACAAGAGAAAGAUUAUGGUGUUGACAGAUCCUGAGUUUGAGAGCAGUGUGCUCAUCAGCUCUGAUGAAGGGGCCAGUUUCCAGAAGUACCGUCUCACCUUCUUUGUGCUCAGCCUUUUAUUCCAUCCCACAGAGGAGGACUGGGCCUUGGCCUACAGUCACGACCAGAAGCUGUACAGCUCUGUUGACUUUGGAAGAAAAUGGCAGCUCAUCCACGAACACGUCACUCCAAACAGAUUCUACUGGUCUGUCUCGGGCCUAGACAAAGAGCAAGAUCUGGUCCACAUGGAGGCUCAUACACCAGAUGGAAAUGUGCAGUAUGUCACAUGCAGAGCACAGACGUGCACAGAAGCUAACAGGAACUACCCAUUCCAAGGAUACAUUGACAUCAGCUCUUUGGUGGUUCAAGAUGACUACAUAUUCCUUCAGGUUCCAACGUCAGGACGUGCCACCUAUUAUGUGUCCUACAAGAGAGAGUCGUUUAUACAAACCAAACUCCCCAAAUACUCCCUACCUAAGGAUUUACACAUUGUCAGCACUGAUGAGAAGCAAGUGUUUGCGGCGGUGCAGGAGUGGAACCAGAACGACACCUAUAACCUCUACCUGUCUGACACCAGAGGGAUCUACUUCACCUUGGCCAUGGAAAAUGUCAAGACCACGAGGGGAAUCGGAGGAAACCAGAUGCUGGACCUGUAUGAGGUGGCAGGAAUCAAAGGCAUGCUGAUCGCUAACAAGAAGCAAGACAAUCAGGUGAAGACGUUCAUCACCUACAAUAAAGGCCGGGACUGGAGACUUCUGCAGGCUCCCACAAGUGACCUGGAUGGGAAUGACAUUCACUGUAUACUGCCUUUCUGUUCACUUCACCUCCAGCUGCAAACAUCGGAGAACCCGUACCUGUCAGGAACAAUCUCCACCAAGAACUCUGCACCGGGGAUAAUAAUCGCCACAGGAAAUAUUGGAGCCGAGCUGUCCUACAACAAUGUUGGCAUGUACAUAUCAUCUGACGCUGGCAAUAGCUGGAGACAGAUAUUUGAAGAGGAGCACAACGUGUGGUUUCUGGACAAAGGAGGGGCCCUCGUUGCAGUCAAGCAGCCAUCUGUGCCAACCAGACACUUGUGGAUCAGCUUUGACGAGGGAAGGCAGUGGACCCAGCACAGCUUCUCCGCGGUGCCUCUGUUCGUGGAUGGAGUCUUGGUGGAGGCCGGCGCCGAGAAUCAGAUCAUGACCUUUUUUGGACACUUCAGCCACCGCUCUGAAUGGCAGCUCAUCAAGAUCGAUUACAAAUCCAUCUACAGCAGGAAAUGUACAGAAGAGGACUAUCAAACCUGGCACCUGCACAACCAGGGCGAGCCAUGCGUGAUGGGACAGAAACAAAUCUACAUGAAGCGCAGGCCUGGAAACUACUGCAUGCUAGGAAGAGACUACUCCAGAAUCCUCUCAGCUGAGUCGUGUAUUUGCCGAGCUCAUGACUUUGAAUGUGAUUAUGGGUAUGAGCGGCGCGGAGAUGGGAACUGCAGGCCGUCCUUCUGGUUCAAUCCAUCCACUGUCUCCAGGAGCUGCAGCCAAGGCCAAAACUACUUCAACAGCACAGGGUACCGUAAAGUGGUGUUGAACAACUGUACAAAAGGUGUCAAAGAAAUGUACACAGCCAGAAAACAGCAAUGCCCCAACAGACCUCCAAAAGGACUCUCACUUACUACAAGAGAUGGCAAACUCACCGCCCACCUAGGCAACAACGUGACCUUCUUGGUACACCUGGAUGAGGGUGACUCUUUGCGGACCAACAUCCAGUUGGAUUUCGGCGACGGCACAGCUGUGUCCUACUCCAACCUGAGCUGGACCGAGGAGGGAAUCAAACAUGUCUACAAGUCUGCGGGAAUAUUUCGUGUCACAGCGCUGGCAGAGAACACGCUGGGUUAUGACAGCACGACACUCUUCCUGCAUGUCACAUGUCCAGUGGAACAUGUCCAGCUUCUUGCUCCCUUUGUGGCCAUACGGAACAAGGAAGUGAACAUCACAGCCGUAGUCUUACCCAACCACUCUCGUACUGUCACGUACUUCUGGUGGCUAGGCAACAAUACUGAGCCGGCGAUAACGUUGGACGGGAGUAUCUCAUAUACCUUCCCAAGUGAGGGAAUGCACACCAUUACGGUGCAAGUGGCUGCAGCUGACACCAUACUGCAGGAUACCAAGACCAUAGCAGUAAAAGAAUUCUUAAAAUCUCUACUUUUAUCUUUCUCCCCUAAUCUGGACGAGUUCAACCCUGACAUACCCGAGUGGAGACAGGAUGUGGGGAGGGUAAUUAAGAAAGCUCUGCUCCAAGUUUCUGACUUCCCAGAGGAGCAGCUCUUGGUCGCCGUGUUCCCAGGAGUUCCUACAGCUGCUGAACUCUUCCUGUUACCUCACAAGAACCAAUCAGAGGCCAAGAAAAAGAAAGAGGAAGAACUAGAGCAGGUUUCUGAUAUAAUUGUUACUGCGCUGAACCAGAAUCUGGUGGAGUUUGAGCUCAAGCCUGGUGUGAGGGUGAUUGUGUACAACACACAGUUAACGCUGGCACCCUUGGUGGACUCCAACCCAAGACACAGCAGCUCAGCCAUGCUCAUGCUCCUAUCGGUGGUGUUUCUGGGCCUAGCAGUGUUCCUCAUCUACAAAUUCAAGAGAAAAAUACCCUGGAUCAACAUAUACGCUGAGGUGAACCAGGAGAAAGAGCAGGAGAUGAUCGGCUCAGUGGGCCAGGGUGACAGCACGCCUAAAAUCACUCUGAGCGAGUUCUCCACAUCCAAAGAACUCAUGGAGAAGGAACUGGAAGCCAGGAUCAAAAGGGGAGUUGGAAAUGCCUGCGAGAGCACAAGGGAGAUUCCAAACUGUACUAGCGUGUGAAGCUGGGGAGCAACAGUUCAUGUACAGAGCAAAGCAUUACUGUGUCGAGGGUUCUCUUUUUCUGUUUUGUAAUUCUCAACACAACUGAUGUUAAUAGUUUUCUAAGGGACCUCAUUUAUACAGACUUGCACGGAUGCCGCGUCCAACAACAUCCAUGCUGCAAAUGUCAAUUUACUCGAUGAGAUCAUUGUAAGUACUGGAGAAACGUAUUCUGUUUUGUGGAUGUAUAAGCUACAUGACAACAUUAAUUUGCAGAGUGAAAUAUCUUUGUCAAAACAUAUGAAGAGUUCUGUAAAUUUCCUAAGGAGUUUGCUUUGAAUAUCAUUUCUGCCUAUAUAUAGACUAUAAUGUCUGAGUCUUCAGUCAAACAGGGAAUAUUAUUAAUGUACAAUAUUAUCAUCUGUUCUGUUAAAUGUAUAUAUUAUUACUUUCUACAUGCUCGUAGUCUAAGUACCAUGGCGAUGACAGAAGAUCUGACAAUGGUCUGUUUUUGAAAGUGUGUUUAAAAGUCAGACAUUACUUCAAAAAAAACUUUGUUUUGCUAAGGUCCUUGACUUGUGCAUGUUCUUAUUGAGGACACGAUUUCUGUGUUGUAGAUAAGCAAGUGUUGUAUAUAGUUAUUUUCUAAUCAUUCAUCAAAAGAGCCCUACUGAUUCUGCCCAGACUUCUGUUUUGCUUUGAUUUUCUUCGGUGACUGUUGGGCAAUAUGUAUCUAGCAGAAAAAAGAUCAACAUGAACAUGAUCAUGUUUAAUAUGUUUAUAUUUUCAUUAAACAUAUACGAUAGAUA